GACACAUGUGGGGUGAGGCGGCUGGGGGAGAUUAGAUUGGCAAGGAUGAAAAAGGUUCUGCCAAAGACCAAGGCAUAGAAGAGUUGGACCGGACUGUCCCAGGAGGCCACAACUCAAGGACAAGUCCUCUAGAUCAAAAAAGAGCAGCUCAGAGAGGCAGGGGAAGGGAGGAAUGGAAGGAGGCCUGAGCCCAGCCCCUGGCUCCCCCCACCUCGGUCUGCAUUAAGUUGGGAAGGGGGCCUGACCCAAGGGAAGGAAGCAGAAAGCACACAAAACGUGGAAGCCUGUGAUACUAGGUCAAGCCUGGGUCCUGCAGGAGGUUUGGGGCUCACAGCUCUUAGCCAGUGGGCCCUGCCUCAGGAAGUGAGGCCUGUGAGGUCUGCUGAGGGCCUGGCAAGUAGAACCCUGGCCCUGUGUGAGGUGAGGCUUGGUUGCCAGGUGAUGUCCCAGGGUAGCCACCUGCUGUCAGAAGGACUCUGCCUACUGUGCUCACCCCUCAGCUGAAGCCACCCUGGUACCACACCUUCCCUUGCCACCAUGUUGCGGCAGCUCAACAUGGACACGGUGCGGCAAAAUUUCUGGAAGGAGGAAUAUCUGCGGGAGAAGAUGUUGCGCUGUGAGUGGCACCGCAAAUACGGGUCGGUGGUGAAGGCCAAGCAGAUGGCUAAGGCUGCAGCCCGCCUGCCCCUCCAACUGCCUACCCUGCACCCCAAAGCUCCACUCUCGCCCCCACCUGCCCCCAAAGUAGUCCCUUCCAAGGCCCCCAGCCCUGCCCCAGAGGCUCCUUUUCAGUCAGAAAUGUACCCGGUGCUGCCUGCCACCCGGGCCUUGCUGUAUGAAGGCAUCUCCCACGACUUCCAGGGGCGCUACCGCUACCUCAACACCCGGAAACUGGACAUGCCAGAGACGCGCUACCUCUUCCCCGUCACCACCAACUUCACAUAUGGCUGGCAGCUGGGCCCCGCAGUGAAGCAAGAACUGGUCUCCUGCAAGAUGUGCCGCAUUGAGUCAUUCUUCCGCAAGAACGGGGCCUUCGCGCUGCUGGACCCGCGGGACCUGGCCCUCUGACUGUGGCCAGGCGGCGUUCUUAGGGGAGGAAAGAAGAAAUAACAGGCCUCCUGGUGGGGCAAAGCUGCUGUGUGUGUCUGUGUCUCUGCUCUCCCGCGCCCUAAGGCUGCAUUCUGGGCCUUUCCGAAACUACCUCUGACUUGCAGGUUGCCUCUUGCUUUUUCCUUAACUCCCAUCUCGUUAAUCAUCCCUUUGAGUACCCAGCAAUGACCAGAGGGGCUGGGAAGGGAGACCGCUACUCUCCAGGCACAGUCUCCUCGGCGCCAGGGGACGACAGUAGCUCCUGGAAGUUCUGGGUGUUUCUGAGGAGAGAGUGGCCUGUCAUCCAAAUACCAGGGGAAAAGGACCCUCCUCCACAAACACACACCCCUCCCACAAACCUCCCUGCCCGCCCCUCACCUGACCCUGAGGGCCCGCAGCGGGCCGGUCCUCUCCCGGUGCACCUGCUCCAGCUGCUCCCGCUGGGCGCGCCUCCGCCGGCCGCGUCCUCCUGAGCGGAGCCGAGCUUUGCGUGCCCGCGCCUCCCACCGGGGCUCCGUGGAGCUGGCAGAGGGCGGCACCCGCACGCCUGCCCCUCCCGCGCUCCGUGUGGGUCAUUGCCAGUGCGCGGGGGGCGCGCCAAGCUCGGCCCCUGCGCCGCCCCGGGCAGGGUCUCCUGGAGUCUUGCCUGUGGCGGGAGCUGAGCUGGGCUGGGUGGGAGCCCCAGGGGGUGAACCCGACAGUGGCGGUUCCCGGCGAUGCGGAGGCGUUCCAGGACCUGGGGAGGCGGCAGGCAGCGGCCCGGCCGCCCCUCGGGGCCCCGCCCGCCCGGCGCGG
Molecule: messenger RNA, 1884 nt
Organism: Cynocephalus volans (Philippine flying lemur)
Lineage: Eukaryota; Metazoa; Chordata; Mammalia; Dermoptera; Cynocephalidae
Gene: SPMIP1
Product: sperm microtubule inner protein 1
Exons: 2
Coding region: 538-1068 (176 amino acids)
Source: RefSeq, a predicted model, not a curated record